Messenger RNA from Moneuplotes crassus, 733 nucleotides. The record is from the annotation of a GenBank genome assembly. NCBI's taxonomy places the organism in Eukaryota, Ciliophora, Spirotrichea, Euplotida, Euplotidae.
AUGCAGGUCACUGAUGGGGAAAAUUGUAAAGGAAGUUUGGCAAUGUUUAAAAAAAUUGCAAUAAAAGAAGGAAUCACAGGUCUUUACACGGGUGCUCUUUCACCUGUGCUCGGAAAUGCUCCUGUGAAUGCAGUUCUGUUUGCUAGCAAUGAUAUAGCUGCAAGAGUCAUGAAGAAUAUUGAUUUAUCAGAAGAAACUAAAAUCUUUUGAGGGGGAUGUUUCGGUGGAUUGAUGUGUUGAUUUGUCAACUGCCCAAUAGAGUUACUUAAAAUAAAAAUUAAGGCAACUCAGGAAAACCCAAGUCUUAUUUAAAAUAAUUAGAGCUGAAGGAUUCAAUGGGCUCUUCUCUGCUUUUGUUCCAAUCUUAUGAAGAGAUGUUCCAACUUAUGGGAUCUAUUUUUUCACAUAUAACUAUCUGACAAAGAAAUUAUGCGAGAACCAAGAUCCUGACAGAAAGACUCCCAGGAAUGUUAUUGGAAAGAUGGUUGCUGAAGGCUUAUCAGGCCAAAUCACUUGGACAACAUCUUUCCCAUCAGAUGUUAUAAAGAGCUAUAUCCAAUAUCACCCUGGUCAUAGAGGCAUUCUUAGAACAGCAAGAUAUAUCUACCACAAAUACGGAGCAGGUAAAUUCUAUAGAGGCCUUGCCCCAUGCUUAAUCAGAGCUUUCCCUGUAAACGCAAUCGUGUUCAUCACAGACGAAGAAACUGUCAACAUUCUAAAUUCUUAUCUCUAA